AUGAGGGGUUUUUCAAAGGGAUCUCAUGUUCAUGUUAUAUUCUUUCCCAGCAUGGCAAUAGGGAAUUGUCGGUCUGAAACUUUGUAUAGUACUUUGACAGAUCAAGCUGUCUUCUAUGGAGAUUUCAUGCCACUGCUGUUAGAGAAUGUUUGUUAUUUGUCUAUUAAUGUUGGAAGCUUUCGUGAUAUGCUAGUCCCAGGAAUGGUCUCCACUUUUCAAGGAAUGUGUAAUUUGAGUACUUUGGAAAUAAUGUCUGACCCAGAAUUCUUUGAACCUAAAACUGAUUGUUCUGGGUUUAAUAUGGGAUAUUGGAGAUUGCAAAACAUUUAUUUUAUUCAUCAACUUAUGGAAGUGACCAUAGAGCUUUCCAUUGGAUCUAAUGGAAUUCAGUUUGCAAAAUAUGUGCUCGAGCAUUCUCAGAAUUUGAAGAAAAUGACAGUUUUUCUUGCACCUCAGCAGUCGAAAGCUGUAAGGAAGAUAACAAAAAGCAAGAUUGCUUCCAGUGCCAAACUUGACUUUUUGGAGGAUAGAGAAAGAGGUUGA
Molecule: messenger RNA, 543 nt
Organism: Prunus armeniaca (apricot)
Lineage: Eukaryota; Viridiplantae; Streptophyta; Magnoliopsida; Rosales; Rosaceae
Source: the annotation of a GenBank genome assembly